UCCCACACCUCCAGCAAGAUAUAAAAGUUGAAGGUCUCUGGGACUUCCUUGCGUUCUCGCCUUCUGCAGCCUCUUGUUCUCAUCUGGAAGAAAAAUGAAGACAUUGGCUGCAAUCCUCAUUUUCCUGGGAGUCCUUUGGGCUCAGACUUCUGCCCUGGACACCUUUGUCCUGCGGGAUCCUGUCAGCAAUUAUGUCACUGGCACCAUGACCAUCCACAGCGAGGAGCACAUCGUCGAUGUCCACGUCCGCUCCGGCGUGUACUCCUCAGACACCAUUUUUGACUACACACACGGCUAUAUUGCCACCAGGCUAUUCUCACGAAACGCCUGCUUUAUCAUGAAAAUAAAGAAGGACUUGAUCCCAGAGCUGCGGGAGAUCGGGCGUUUGGCUUUUGAGAGACAGACCAUGAAGGAUGUGUACUCCCCAAACAACGUCUGGGCCCAGUUCCAGAGUGGCUCCUCCUGGCUGGGGCGUUUGAAGGACUGGAUCCUGUAUGGGAAGUACAUUGAGAAUCUCUGCACGGGGCUCCCUCUCUACCAGCUGGUGUCCACCCAACCACCAAUGAAUGUUGAUGGCUGUGCCAGUGCCGGGAUUCCAAGCAUUUUGGGCCUUAAAAUCUGUGAAGAACUCAUUACAACUGGAUCUUGACAUUCCUGGUGCAAGGAAAUGCCUUUUUGCAUGUUUUAAUGAUGGUUCUGCAGCUGGAGCAGAACUCAGGGACCAGGCUCAACCUGCCUAUGCAAAGCUUUGAUGCAUAACAUAAAUAAAUAUAAUGCUUUAAUAAAUAAAUAGAA
Messenger RNA from Cyanistes caeruleus (blue tit), 795 nucleotides. Lineage: Eukaryota; Metazoa; Chordata; Aves; Passeriformes; Paridae. The record is from RefSeq and is a predicted model, not a curated record.